Moesziomyces aphidis is the source of this 948-nucleotide messenger RNA. Lineage: Eukaryota; Fungi; Basidiomycota; Ustilaginomycetes; Ustilaginales; Ustilaginaceae. The record is from the annotation of a GenBank genome assembly.
AUGACGCGGAUACUGGAUCCAGAGCAUGCCUCGAGCCACGGCACGCCGGUGUACGUGACCGUGUGGGACCUCACGCCGUCAUCAAUGUGGACGAGUGCGGCGCGCGGGUUGGGGCUGGGCAUCUUUCACACCAACGUCUGGUUCCCCGAUCUGUCGGUGGAGUGGGCGUUCGGAGGUCAUGGCUACCGCGAUGUGAGCGGCAUCUUUUCGAUCCCGCGCGAUCCGAUCGUGCUGGAUGCAGUGCAUGAGCGCGUCCUUGCCGCCGUGAGCGACGAUUCGGCUGCAGUGUUGGCAGAGAAAUCUUAUACGCUCGAUGGGUUGUCGUGGCUGCGCCCCGAGGACAUCCCCGCACCAGGAUCACCACCGCUACCAGGCGCACAGUACAUGGGCGCGUACUUUGUCGGAUACGCGGGCCGUGUCGGACAGCCUUCACGGCCGCACGCAGAGGUGCAGCCGUGGGCAAGUGCGCAAUCUGGCAAAGCUGCUUUUCGUGAGCCAGCCGCUUUGGUCGAGCCUUACUUUACACAUGCAUCGUCCGUGCUUGCCCGCAGAGGAGGCGCUACAUAUCUACAUUCUAUAUCGGCAACGCCGCAGAGCCCGAGCAAGCAUGCGGAGGGGAGAUCCGAUGGACGACAUCCUCGGCAUCGCGGUGCGCGUCUGGCAUCGGUCGCGCACGUGCAAGCCACGAUGCAGGAGCUGCGCAACGACGCGGACUGGAUGGGCCCGACGUACGAUCUCGUCUCGCACAACUGCAACCACUUUGCCGACACAGUAUGUCGGCGCUUGACGGGCGCCGCGCUGCCAGCCUGGAUCAACCGCAGCGCCGCCCUGGGACGCAACCUCAUCUGGGCCAUCCCCAAGUCCAUCCUCGACAUAGACACUCGAGUGCCUCUUGAGGACGAUGACCUCACCGACCUCGACCACGCCACAACACUAGACACGCAAUGA